AUGCUAACUGGUGUUCCACAUCCACCUACCUACCGACUAACUGCUACAGAUGUAUUUGAUCAUCGAGGCGAACCCAGAAUUGAGAAGCUCAAACAACAUUUUAUCCUUGAGGGUCGCGUCACGGAAGAUGUAGCCUUACAGAUCAUUCGGAAAGGCGCGGCUCUGUUACGAGAUGAAAGUACAGUGCUGAAUAUUGAUGCUCCUGUCACCGUUUGCGGUGACAUUCAUGGUCAGUUUUUCGACCUGAUGAAACUUUUCGAGGUCAGUGGGAAUCCCGCAACAACGCGAUAUCUGUUUCUCGGUGACUAUGUGGACAGAGGUUACUUCAGCAUUGAGACCAGACCAAUGCAUCUGGCGUUGUUUCACAGUGAUCGAAAGUUAGUUGGGUUAAAGCGCUGCCACUAUAUUUCGCAUCAGAGUUUUGUCACAUGCACCAACAGCCAGAUUGGUCCAGUUCGUUUUGCACCCAUGGAAUGUGCCGCACAGUUUAAUAGCUUAAAAAAUCAGAAACAUGGCCAGCUGCGCGACAGGUUGGUAGGAAUACUUUGUGCUUACGGAUUAUCACCUGCGGAUGAGACCGGCAGUUGA
Molecule: messenger RNA, 588 nt
Organism: Echinostoma caproni
Lineage: Eukaryota; Metazoa; Platyhelminthes; Trematoda; Plagiorchiida; Echinostomatidae
Source: the annotation of a GenBank genome assembly